UAGUCUGGUUCACGCCAUACUUCUCUUGUGCUUUCGUAACGGAAUGCAGCAGAACGGAAGUGGGCAGGGAUCCGACUAUCAUCAGUAAACGCGCGUAAAACCGGCUUUCGCGCGAGAAUAACACGUCAGCAUUGCAACAAAACGCAGAAGUAUACUUUCGAGAUGAAGGGCAAGCUUGUUCUUCAGGAUGGUUCCUGCUUUGAGGGAACAUUGUUUGGGGCUGAAAAAAGCAUAGCUGGUGAAGUUGUCUUCCAGACUGGGAUGGUCGGCUACACGGAGUCCCUCACAGACCCAUCCUACUGCUCCCAGAUACUCAUUUUCACCUACCCUCUGAUCGGCAACUACGGCGUGCCGCCGCACGAGAACGACGAGCACGGAUUGGACCGCUGGUUCGAGGACCUGAGCGAGCCGACAGACCAGCGCAUCUUCGUUCUGGCGGCGGCGCUGAAGGCCGGCUACACGAUCGAUCGGCUCUACGAGCUGACGAAGAUCGACCGCUGGUUCCUGCACAAGUUCCGCAACAUCGUCGACUACUACGAGCGGCUGGAGUACUACCGCGGCACCGAGCUGCCGCGAGACGUGCUGCUCGACGCGAAGAGGCUCGGCUUCUCCGAUCGACAGAUCGCUUACUGCGUGCAGAGCUUGGAAACAGCUAUCAAAGCCUUGAAGGAGGAGAACAUAGAGACUGUACUCAUCAAUCCCAAUAUCGCCACGGUACAGACGUCAAAGGGACUCGCGGACCGUGUCUACUUCCUGCCAAUUAUUCCAGACUAUGUUACAGAGGUGAUCCGCACGGAGCGGCCGGACGGCGUGCUGCUGUCGUUUGGCGGCCAGACGGCGCUCAACUGUGGCGUGAGUCUGUGGCGCAGCGGCGUCUUCGACAAGUACAACGUGCGCGUGCUCGGCACGCCCAUCUCGUCCGUCGUCGACACCGAGGACAGGAAGGUGUUCGCGACGCGCAUGGAGGAGAUAGGAGAGCACGUCGCGCCGAGCGAGGCGGCACACUCCAUCGGCGAGAGCUAUUCAAUCAUCCAGACACGGAGAUACAUUUUUCCCAACACGCACGCCAGUCCACCUAACGGCCAGUGCGCGCAGUCUCCAGCCGAGUGGCUACCAGCGAGUCCUCACAGACCCAUCCUACUGCUGCUCCCAAUACCAUUCCACUACCCUCUGAUCGCAACUACGGCGUCCGCCGCACGAGCACCGACAGCCACCGAUGGACCUCUGUCGAGUCGCGCGCAUCUGGGCGUGCCGACUCGUUGCGGCGACUUGUCGGCGCAAUACUGUCCACGGUCGGCGACGCGCUCGCUGCACGAGUGGCUGAGCGGCGAGGGCGUGCCCGCCAUCUACGGUGAGUUUCGAGAACUAAACGUGGAGAUUCUUAUGAUUGGUAGCAGCAUGAAGAGUGUUGGUGAGGUCAUGGCCAUUGGCCGCAAAUUUGAGGAGGCGAUGCAAAAGGCACUGCGCAUGGUCGAUGAGGGUACAUUUGGCUUUGACCCCUACAAGGCCAAGGUCAGCGAUAAGAUGCAAGCAGGGGACUUUGCCAAUGCUGCUGAUGCGAAUCGUUGUCAUGGUAACAGCAGCGGCACAGCCGUUGUUGUGGAUGACACGCAGUACUACAUCAUUGAGGUGAAUGCGCGGCUGUCGCGCAGUUCUGCACUGGCCAGCAAGGCUACCGGCUACCCGCUAGCCUACAUCGCGGCGAAGCUUGCCCUCGGCACGCCGCUGCCCGCACUCAAGAACUCCAUCACCGGCUCGACUACAGCCUGCUUUGAGCCGAGCCUCGACUACUGCGUCGUGAAGCUGCCGCGAUGGGACCUCAGCAAGUUCCAGCGCGUCAGCAGCAAGGUGGGUGUGCGGCGACAUCUAUUGGCGACUGCGGACACGGAACUGGUUGUGCGUAAGACGAGGAAGGACUUGGGAGUUUUGUCCUGCAUAAAACAGAUUGAUACUUUGGCCGGAGAGUGGCCAGCGCACACUAACUACCUCUACUCAACCUACAAUGGCAUUGAGCAUGACGUUGAAUUUUCUGGCGAUUACACCAUGGUGAUUGGCUCAGGUGUCUAUCGCAUUGGCAGUAGUGUUGAGUUUGACUGGUGUGCAGUAGGUUGCAUAAAAGAACUUAGGAAGCUCGGCUACAAAACAAUUAUGUUGAACUACAAUCCGGAAACAGUGAGCACAGAUUAUGACAUGUGUGACCGGCUCUACUUUGACGAGAUAUCACUCGAGGUGGUGAUGGAUAUCUAUGAGCUGGAGAACCCAACAGGUGUCAUCCUAUGUAUGGGAGGACAGCUGCCAAACAACAUAGCCAUGGCUCUUCACAGACAGCAGGCACGAAUCCUUGGCACCUCUCCAGAGAACAUUGACAGUGCAGAGAACAGGUUCAAGUUUUCGCGCAUGCUCGACAGCAUUGGUAUAAGCCAGCCACGUUGGAAGGAGCUGACAACCGUCGAGGCGGCGAAGGUGUUCUGUCAGGAGGUGGGGUAUCCGUGCCUCGUGCGACCUUCCUACGUGCUGAGCGGCGCGGCGAUGAACGUGGCGCACUCUGACCGCGACCUUGAGAACUAUCUCAACAUGGCCAGCCAGGUCUCGAAGGAACACCCGGUCGUCAUCUCCAGGUUCAUUCUCGAAGCGAAGGAGAUUGACGUGGAUGCGGUGGCGUGCGACGGCAGGGUGCUGAGCAUGGCCGUGUCGGAGCACGUCGAGAACGCCGGCGUGCACUCCGGGGACGCGACCCUCGUCACGCCGCCGCAGGACCUCAACGCCGAGACCCUCGAGAAGAUUCGCGUGAUCUGCCAUGCCAUCGGGCAGGAGCUCGAAGUCACGGGACCUUUCAACAUGCAGCUCAUCGCCAAGGACAAUCAACUGAAGGUGAUUGAAUGCAACCUCCGAGUCUCCCGUUCAUUCCCCUUCAUCUCCAAAACGCUCGGCCAUGAUUUCAUCUCCAUGGCAACGCAGGCUAUCAUGGGCAAGUCACCAGAACCGGUCGAUGUGGUGUUUGGAACGUCAGAAGCCCAUGGCAAAGUCGGAGUAAAGGUGCCGCAGUUUUCGUUCUCGCGGCUGGCAGGAGCCGACGUCAUGCUUGGAGUGGAGAUGUCUAGCACAGGAGAAGUGGCCUGCUACGGAGAGAAUCGCUACGAGGCGUAUCUGAAGGCAAUGCUCAGCACCGGCUUCCGAAUUCCGCAGAAAAACAUCCUGAUAUCUGUCGGCAGUUUCAAGCACAAGUCAGAGCUGCUCUCCACCGUCCAGCAUCUGGAGAAGAUGGGCUUCCAGCUGUACGCGAGCAUAGGCACGGCCGACUUCUACUCCGAACACGGCGUCAAGAUCCUACCGGUCGAGUGGCAGCUUGAGGAGAUGGACAACAAGGACACGUCCUGUCAGCCCGACAUACUGAACAUUCUCGACCGACUCGCGCAGAACCACUUUGACCUCGUCAUCAACCUUCCGAUGCGCAAUGGAGGCGCGCGGCGCGUCUCCUCCUUUAUGACCCAGGGUUACAGGACACGCAGAAUGGCUGUGGAUUACUCGAUCCCUCUCCUCACUGACGUCAAGUGUGUCAAACUCUUCGUUGAGGCACUUAGGAGGGUGGGUCUUAAAACAGCACCAACCCUAAAGACAAACAUAGAAUGUCUGACCUCAAACAGGAUCCUGACAUUACCUGGCCUCAUCGACGUCCAUGUACACCUGCGUGAACCUGGCGCCACCUACAAGGAAGACUUUGCAUCCGGCACGGCAGCCGCACUCGCUGGAGGGAUCACACUCGUGCUGGCCAUGCCAAACACCCAGCCAGCAAUCACCGACCAAGACUCAUUUGACCUGGUCGCAAAGUUGGCCAGCAAGGGCGCGCGCUGUGACUACGGUCUGUUUGUCGGCGCUGCCAGUGACAACGCGGAGAAGGUGGCGACAAUCGGCUCGGCCGCGGCUGGCCUCAAGAUGUACCUCAACGACACGUUCACAACACUGAAGCUUGACGACAUCACAACAUGGAUGAAGCAUUUCGAACAUUGGCCUAAGAACCUGCCGCUGUGCUGCCACGCGGAGGGCGCUACGACUGCUGCCGUCCUGCUGCUGGCCGAGCUUUACAAGCGCCCCGUGCACAUCUGCCAUGUCGCACGCAAGGAAGAGAUUCUCAUCAUUAAAGCGUCAAAGGAGAAGGGCAUACAGGUGACGUGCGAGGUGUCGCCGCACCACCUCUUCCUGACGGCGGCCGACGCCACGACGCUGGGGUCGCGCGGAGGCGUGAAGCCAGCGCUCGUCACCAAGGAAGACCAGGCCGCGCUGUGGGACAACAUGGCCGUCAUCGACUGCUUCGCAACGGACCAUGCGCCCCACAGUGUCGAGGAGAAGUUUUCCGAGAAUGCUCCGCCAGGCUUCCCAGGCCUGGAGACGAUGCUGCCGCUGCUGCUGACGGCGGUCAACGAUGGCCGACUCACGAUCGACGACAUAGUGGAGCGUCUCUACACGAACCCCAAGAAGAUAUUCGGCCUCCCCGACCAGAGCGACACUUACAUCGAGGUGGACAUGGACAGGGAAUGGGUGAUACCGCAGGCGAUGGCGUUCACCAAGUCACGCUGGACUCCGUUCGCGGGCAAGCAUGUGAAGGGGGCCGUGCGGCGCGUCGUGCUGCGUGGAGAAGUUGCCUACGUCGACGGAGAGAUGCUGCUGCCACCUGGCUUCGGAAAGGAUGUCCGACAGAUCACUCGCGGUUAUACCAAACUGAGUGUGAGCAUUCCUGCUAUGACGAUGGUUUCCGCUCCGGCGAGCCCCACAGGCGAUGUUCGCAAACACGCUAUGUUCUCUCCUCGACUCGGUGCAGAGUGCUUCGGGCCCGGCCCCAGUCCGGGAUCGGCGGGUAACGACUCGCAGUUCCAGAUGCAAGAAACCUACAGCCAGGUUCUGACUGAGCUAGGACAGGGUGACGGGCCGCGCACGUCGCGCCAGCAGAGGAACGAGUCUCUGACGUUGGUGGCCCCGCCGGGCCUUCCAUCAGUGCUGCCGCGCGCACUACCUCACGCGCGCAGCGGUACAACUCACGGCAUCACCGGCAAGCACAUUCUCUCUGCGACAUCGCUGACAAAGGAGCAGAAAUUGUCUGUGCGCAACUUCUCGGUGGAUCCGGCUGUACACCGUUCCCCGUCGGUGUUCUACGAGGUCAGCACACGCACCAGCUGCUCUUUUGCUGCGGCGAUGCAGCGUCUAGGUGGCACCGUCAUCAGCGUCACCGACACGACAUCCUCCGUGCAGAAGGGCGAGAGUUUAGAAGACACGAUCAGAGUUAUGUCGGGCUAUUCGGACGUCGUAGUUUUGAGGCAUCCGAAACCUGGAGCGGUCGCGCUCGCUGCCAAGACUUCCAUGAAGCCUGUGAUUAAUGCAGGAGAUGGCACUGGCGAGCACCCCACCCAAGCUCUCCUCGACAUCUUCACAAUACGCGAGGAAAUCGGCACGGUGAACGGACUGACGGUGACGAUGGUGGGCGACCUCAAACAUGGCCGCACCGUGCAUUCGCUCGCCAAGCUGCUGACGAUGUAUCGCGUGAGCCUGCGCUACGUGUCGCCCGUCUCGCUACGCAUGCCCCAUGCCAUCAUCGACUACAUUCGCUCGACGGGCACGCAGCAGGAGGAGUUUGCGAGCCUGGAGGAGGCGCUGCCGGACACGGACGUGCUCUACGUGACGCGCGUGCAGCGCGAGCGAUUCGCGUCGCCCGACGCCUACCGGCAGGCGUGCAACCAUUUUGUCGUCACCCCGCAGCUGAUGACACUCGCCAAGGCGAAGAUGGUCGUCAUGCACCCGCUUCCCCGGUUAGACGAGAUCAGCUCCAAGUGCGACAUGGAUCCGCGGGCCGCCUACUUCAGACAGGCUGAGAACGGCAUGUUCGUGCGCAUGGCACUACUAGCACUCGUGCUGGGAUCAGUGUGAUGUAUCGCAUGCAGACACAUACCUAUGUGAACUAAAGAAUGCUCGAGGAUAUGCCAGCAAGCAUCAGGGGACUUCAGAAGCUUGAAUUAUUAAGCACAUUGUAAUUCUACGGUGUCGUAACUUUCGCUGCUGUGUAACAGUUGUGACGUUUCAUACUUGUUAUGCAGCUGUAAGUAUUUAUGUUCCUGGCAAUAUGGCCCUGGUAUUCUAGUAGUCUGUGAUUUUCUUAUGACAACUUGGCAUGGGGCUACCGGGGGGGCUGUGAAGUGUGUGCACUGUGCACACAGCUAAUGAUGUAACAGGUGUGCCAGAUAUACACCUGUCAGCGCAUCAGAAAUUAUUGUCAGAUUUGUCAAUUUGUUGUAUGUUGUCGGGCUGUGCGGUGGUGGGGAAAAUGUUUAAGAGUAAUGUGAUGUAGGGUGUAGGUGGCUAAAGCCUUCUGCCCAUUGCACAUGUUCAACGAUGUGUUCGAAUGUAUUUGAAUGUGUUUAACACACGCUGGGUAUGAUAGUUAUAUUCCAAAUACGUUCGAUGUGGAAAACGAGUUGUUUAAUUUAAUUAAACGCGAUGUAACGUGGCGUAAGAUAAAUUUGAAUGAAUAAUGAAAAAAACACGUAGUCUGUGAUGCAGAAGAAACAAUAUUAUCACUGUAAUAGUAUUACGUGUGUUCAGUCAGUGUGAUAGGCAAUGAAAUUAUCAUGACAUGCUCAAUUCAUGAUUCUCACAGAUUAAGUCAUUCGGCAGUGGAGUAUAGUCCUUAGUUUAUGUCAUUGACUUAUAGUAAUCAAUAAACUAAACUAUGAAGCUGCAAAACAAAUUCGAGGCAAAAUGAAAUAAACUUCCACGAGAUACACAUUUA
This is a messenger RNA of Priapulus caudatus, 6775 nucleotides long. Its product is annotated as CAD protein-like. Gene Ontology annotation, cellular component: cytoplasm; cytosol. Gene Ontology annotation, biological process: 'de novo' pyrimidine nucleobase biosynthetic process; L-citrulline biosynthetic process; UTP biosynthetic process. The record is from RefSeq and is a predicted model, not a curated record. Lineage: Eukaryota; Metazoa; Priapulida; Priapulimorpha; Priapulimorphida; Priapulidae. Gene Ontology annotation, molecular function: dihydroorotase activity; ATP binding; amino acid binding. The transcript is spliced from 40 exons. The coding region runs from base 163 to 5916 and encodes 1917 amino acids.